Xenia sp. Carnegie-2017 is the source of this 2045-nucleotide messenger RNA. RefSeq names its product alpha-1,3-mannosyl-glycoprotein 2-beta-N-acetylglucosaminyltransferase-like. The coding region runs from base 392 to 1753 and encodes 453 amino acids. Gene Ontology annotation, cellular component: Golgi apparatus. NCBI's taxonomy places the organism in Eukaryota, Metazoa, Cnidaria, Anthozoa, Malacalcyonacea, Xeniidae. The transcript is spliced from 3 exons. The record is from RefSeq and is a predicted model, not a curated record. Gene Ontology annotation, molecular function: alpha-1,3-mannosylglycoprotein 2-beta-N-acetylglucosaminyltransferase activity. Gene Ontology annotation, biological process: protein N-linked glycosylation.
CUCAAAGGUCUUGUUUAAACAUUUUAUAUUAAGAAUCCCUCAUUGACCUACAUGCAACCAACAAGGGCUGAAGCUAGGUUGUAAUCCUAACAGGGAUAAUUGAUAAAACCUCAACACUAUAAGUGAAAAUUGAGGUAAAACGUGUGUAUAAUUUACAUAUGAAAUAUAUUCGGCUCAUUGAUGCAGUUACAGGACCAUUGGCGGCACUUUCUUCCUGAAAGAACUCCUAGUGUGAAAUUUCAACAUGGCAGCUAAUAUUAGCUAUGUUUUGGUUUUGUGUUUGUGGAAGAGAGUUAAUAUAGUCAGUUUAAGUGUAAUAUAGUCAGUUAUAAGUGUAAUAUAGUCAGUCAGUUUUGCUUUGUUUUUCAAAUAAGUCUUUCAUGGAAGAAGAAUGCGCGUCGUAAGAAUAAACCACAAGAGGAGCCUUGUAUUGUUUAUUGUCGUGGUAUUGGCUAUUUUAUUUAUACUACUAUCAAAGCAUUCCUCUCCCGAACGACACGGCUUUAGUGUUUUAGAUGAAGGUGAUGUUGACGAAAACAUUCACUCCUUUGCUACUAAGGCAGUUGAUUUUGUAAAAAUAGCAAAAAGUAGGGAUCUAGUUAUGACCAAAACGAAAAAUUCUAAGCCUUAUGUCCGAGCCAAAACGUUCAAGUCGAAAAGCACCUAUGUAGAUCAGCUGCAGAAUGGUGAUCUGAAGAAGACACUAGACUAUGGUAAAAGAAAAGCAAAGAUAGUGUCAAACCACUUAAGCUAUGUCAUAGGAAUAGUGGUUAUAUCAUGCAAUAGACCAUUGGCCAUACAACGAUCACUAAAUGGCAUGUUAAAGUACAGGCCGUCUUCAAAACAAUUUCCGAUUGUUGUAAGUCAAGAUUGUGGUGAUGAGAAGACAGCUCGAGCUAUUUCCAAGUUUGGCAAUACGGUUCGGCAUAUACGUCAACCUGAUAUGUCUGAACCAGAUGUUCCAGCUAACAUGAGGCAGUUUGCAGGCUAUUACAAAAUUGCUCGACACUUUAAAUGGGCUCUUACACAGAUGUUUGAAAAAAUGGGUUAUAAUACUGUACUUAUUGUGGAGGAUGAUCUGGACAUAGCUCCAGACUUCUUUGACUAUUUCUUGGCCACAAGGCAUUUGCUUGAUGAAGAUCCUACCAUAUGGUGUGUAUCAGCAUGGAAUGACAAUGGAAAAUCUGAGCUUAUUGAGCCAAAUGAAAAUGGCAAGUUGUAUAGGUCUGACUUUUUUCCUGGACUUGGAUGGAUGAUUACUAAAAAGCUGUGGAAUGAACUUGGACCAAAAUGGCCUGCUGGAUUUUGGGAUGACUGGAUGAGGGAAUCAGCUCAGCGGAAGAAUCGUGUAUGCAUUCGACCGGAAAUAUCCCGAACUAAAACAUUUGGACGUAUAGGUGUCAGCCAAGGCCAGUUUUAUGAUCAACAUUUGAAAUUCAUUGUUCUAAAUGAUAGGAAAUUUGAUUUCCUUAAUUCAGAUUUAUCAUAUCUUCUUCAAGAAAGUUAUGAUAGGAAAUUUUUAAAGGAAGUGGAAGCAUUACCUGUAUUUUCCAUUGAAGACAUUAUUGCUGAGAGGACUAAAAGUUUUAAAGCUGUGAAAGUGGUCUAUUUAAGCGAAUCUCAUUUCAAUAGGAUUGGAUCAAUGCUUGGCAUUAUGUUAGAUUUCAAAGCUGGUGUACCAAGAGCUGCCUAUCACGGCAUUGUGACUGUUAUGCAUAAAGGAAUAAGAAUUUAUGUUGCACCUAAUAAUUAAAGCAAAUGUUGCCUUCUGAGUGAGUAAGUGUCCACUCAUGUUGGCUAGUUCGUUAAGUUGGUUUGUAUAGAAGUCAUUAAUUUUAAUGAUUUAUCAAUGAAGUUUAAAUGUUGUUUUUAGAAGACAAACAUAUCUAUUUAGAAACAAUAGAACUUUGAUCUUUGUAUAUGGUAAAUUAUCAAUGGCCCGUAUUUGCUCAUGCUACAAUUACAUACACUAGUACCAGUUGACAAUAAUUAUAUUUUUUAUAAACGAUUUCAAAUACAAGUUUAGUACGAAUAGCAUGUCAUAA